This is a messenger RNA of Bactrocera tryoni, 4928 nucleotides long. It is a transcript of the gene disp, whose product is annotated as protein dispatched. The record is from RefSeq and is a predicted model, not a curated record. Lineage: Eukaryota; Metazoa; Arthropoda; Insecta; Diptera; Tephritidae. The transcript has 12 exons. Bases 1 to 3648 code for a protein of 1215 amino acids.
AUGCAUUGGUAUUACAACUUUUUGGUACGACGGCCUUAUCUAAUGGUCCUGGCCGUGGCCGUUUUAUGUAUAGCUUGCAUCACUGUAUCCGUGACCAUGAAUUCGGUACCAGAUUUUAGUGAUCCCACGUUGGGAUUUGAAACACGAGGUACAGCGUUAGGAAAACGUCUAAGCGCUUGGAAUAAUUUAAUACAGGAGACUGGACCCUCUGGUAGUCUGGUGACAAACCCAAAUGAUUUGCUGUUUUACAAUAAUAAUAACUAUCAUCAUUUAAAAAAUAUGCGAAAACAUCAACGUCACAAUCGAACUCACAAACGUAAAAAUCGAAAAAAGCCCAAAAACCCAAAACACCAUAAAAAAGAAUUACACCUGAGUAAGAAGAUAAUUUCGUUGCAAAAUCGGUUUAAUAUAACAACUCGUAAGAGUAAUGACACCAACCUUUUACCAACUCAAUGGAAUGGUGAUAGUGGCGUCUUUCGGGAUUAUGAGAUUACAAAUGAUUCAUUGUCAAGCUUGGAACAACUAAAUCGUAGUGAACAUUUUGAAUACGGUCGUAAUACCACAUCCAUUGAUGAAGACUACCACCGAGAAAAGGUGCAGUCUAAAAAGAGUACGUGGAACAUUAUCAAACAAGCUCAAUUUCCGCCAAACGGAAAUACUGGUCCACAUGUGGAAGGUUAUUUUUGCGAUUCACCCUCCAAAGAUUACUCCCACUUUGUAGUUGAGCGUAUAGGUCCUAAUGAUACGGAUUCACUUUUCGACCUUAAUGGUUUGCUAGCCAUGUGUCAAUUACAGAAUCAAAUUAUUGCUAUACCAAGUUAUGGUGAAUUUUGUCAAAGAGAAGAACUCACUGACACCUGUUGUCGCCCAUGGUCACUACCCAAUUAUGCUGCACUUCUGGUCAAUAAGAGCUCUUGCUUCGAUUUAAAUAUUACGGACGUUGUCAUGCUACAAAAUUUAUUGGUGAUGUGUUUCGAAUAUUAUCACGACUUAAAGUUAAGUAAUGAUUGCAGCGAGUUUAGCCCCUGUCAAGCGCCAAGCGAAUGUACUCACGGAAAUAUUGUUUAUAAUAUUUUACAUUUUUUGACUGAUUACAAUUUCAUUCGUAUGAAUGACACAACAGUAUUUAUGAAAUAUGCAAUGAUAUUUGUACCUGUAGCAUCUACAGCAAAAAUUCUUCCAUUAUUUCAUGAAUGGGAAGAUACUGAUUUAAAAAAUGAACUUGUUCAAGUAGUAUCAAUGGACUUGGGACUUGAAAACGAACUAUUUAAUGAGUCGUUACUUACAGACGUUUGGCUGGUCUCACUAGGCGGAGUCUUCGUUAUGACAUGUAUUUGGUUGUAUACAACGUCGAUUUUCGUUACGUUGAUGGUCUGUGUGGCAGUGAUGUUUUCAUUGGGUUUAGCAUAUUUUGUCUAUACUUUGGUCUUUAAAAUGUCAUUCUUUCCAUACAUGAACUUAUUGGCUGUGGUUGUAAUAAUAGGUAUUGGCGCUGACAAUGCAUUUCUUUUUGUAAAGAUUUGGCAAUGCGUUCUAGCGGAACGGUUUACCAAGUCAGCAAAGUCAACCUCUUCUACUCACGCAACACCAAUUGUUGAGGGCGGAAGUGAGCACACAGAAACCCUACAGAAUUUAAUGGCAUCCGCAUUUCAUCAUUCAGCAUUAUCAAUGUUUGUAUCUUCUCUAACCACUGCUACAGCUUUCUUUUCGUCGUAUACUAGCUCCAUAACGGCUAUUAAAUGCUUUGGUGUAUUUGCCGGAACGGUAGCUGUAACCAAUUAUUUACUUAUGAUAACUUGGCUGCCUGCUGUCGUCUGCAUAAUGGAACGUCUAUCUGCUUGUGCAAGCUGCAAUAGUAAACUUCCAAUACAAAAGCUAUUGCUAAUGUUCAAUAAGUCAAUUACAAAGUUCUGUCAUCUAUAUGAGACAGUUAUAACGAAGGCUGUGAUGAAUUAUUCAAUAAUAUGGAUAUGCUUAUUUGGUGCGAUAGGAUUAUGCAGCACAGUUAUUGUAUUGUAUGCGCCUGGGCUGCAGUUGCCGGAUAGCGACCAUUUUCAACUAUUCUCAAGUAGCCAUCCAUUCGAAAUAUAUAAUAGUAAAAUGAAAAAUGAGUUUUGGUUUGAGAAGUCGAUGUCGGCUUAUGAAAAUUUUAAAUUACCAAUGCGCUUCGUUUGGGGUAUACAACCAGUUGAUGACGGCGACUACACUGAUCCUUUUUCCCAUGGGAACUUGUAUUAUGACAAUAAUUUUAAUAUAUCUACAAAGGCUGCUCAAGUUUGGUUGCUAGAUUUCUGUAAAAAAAUAAGAAAACAGCCAUUUUACGAAAUUACUUUUGGUUUAUUAUUGCCGAAUUGCUUCAUUGAAAAUUUUAUAUCCCUUAUGGAUCGCAUGUGUAUAGAUGGUAUGGAUAAUACUGAUCGCACUCCUUGUUGUGACGUAUCAAAGUUUCCUUUCGAGCCAUAUGUCUUCGAUAUUUGCUUGCCACAAAGUAUGUCCUCACUUUACGCUACUCCGCGGGAGUACUACACUCCUGGUGUCGCCGGGCCAAGAUUCUUGGCCGACAGACGAAGCAAUCCACUACUACAAACUUAUAAUGAAAUCUCAAUUGGUAAUACAUCCCAACAUGUUACGCUCGCACCGCCACAAGUGAAAGCCUUAGUGCUAGAGUUCGAAUCGAAUGUGGCCUACACAACGGCCUACACAGAUGUCAAAAAAUUUGUACAAUCAGUGGAGCUGUGGCUCGCCAACGAGUUGCGGGAGGCUCCGCCUGAAAUGCAGGGCGGUUGGUUUACCAGUGAACUUAAGUUCUUUGAUACCCAAAGUACACUUAGUCACGAUACGUUAGUAGCGAUUUCAGUUGCUAUGAGUGCUUCGCUCUUGGUUUUACUUUUGGUUACUUUGAAUGUUUUAGUAUCUUUGUAUGCGGUGAUUACAGUUUUACUUACAAUUUUUACGACGGUGUCAAUACUAAUUUUACUCGGUUGGAAAUUAAAUGUGCUUGAAAGUAUAGCUGUGAGCACUGCCAUCGGAUUGGCAGUCGAUUUCAGCUUGCACUACGGUAUACAUUAUCGCAUGUCGCCGACGAAGGAGCGUCUGGCCGCUAGCCAUUUCACCUUAUCACGGAUUGUGGGGCCAACGUCGAUGGCAGCAAUCACUACAGGUGCUGCUGGUGCUUUAAUGCUGGCGUCUAACGUACUGCCAUAUAUACAGAUUGGUUUAUUUUUGGUUAUUGUUAUGGUUGUCAGCUGGUUAUAUGGCACAUUUUUUCUUAUGAGCCUGCUAAAAACGGCUGGUCCGCAGUACGGUUUCAUGCAAUUCAGUUACCCGUUAAUGAAUAAAGGAUCAUCAACUACUGGCAAUAAGUACUAUGAAAGAAAACAAAGUCAAGUAAUUGCGAGUGAACAGUUAUUAACACCGUCAAGUUCCGCUGUCGGUGAACUAAUAAACUCGGAAACCCAUGAACUCGAGUCGCUCACAUCGAGUUCAUUAAUUAAAACUAUUUCUGGUACAGAAAGCUCUCAUCCGCUGAGUGUUGAUUUCGAACACUCAUUCAAUAAUAAACACGAUAUAACCUGCGCCAAUUUUUCUACUGUCAACGAUCACAAGAGUCCGUCUAUUGAAAGUCCUGAGUUACAUGUUACAAACUAAGAUACCUAUGCAACUAUUUUUGAACUUACCAUGCUUCUGCAACUGAAAGCACAAAUUGCAUAUGUACUUACAUAUAGUAAAUAUUUUUGGGAUAAUGAAUAGCAUAUUGUUUGUUUACCAGCAUUUAAUUGCUAACUUACAUAUUUGAAUCAGUACAGAUUCGUUAAAUAAUUGUAAACCGUAUUAAAAAACUUAAAAUAUAGAUUAAAAAUUAAGGAUUUUAUAUAACCAGACCUCCCACGAUGAAUGGCUCUAACUCAAACUGCUACCCGUUUACGUGGUUUAUAUGUCCGGCCACUCCUACUAUAUUAUCAUGUAGUAUUAUUUAAGUAUUAAAUUACAAAUUAUGUUGCGUUAAGCAAUUAUAUUACUUAAAGUCUAGUUUUAUAAUGAAAAAAAAAAAACACGUUAAGAAGUGCAUGUAGUUAGUCUUCCGUUAGCAAUCAUAACAAAAAAAAUUCAAUUUAGUGAGUUUAGUGAAUUCGAGUUCUUUACUAUUUUACAGCAGCUACGGCCGCGCCUUGACCUCUCCAGCGAGGCGAGUUUCUCUGCUCUCAUAUGUACACAAUACAUCAUUCAGUAGUUGUUGAUCAGACUUCAGCGAGGACCAAUCACAAAACAGUAAACGCACAGUACGCUACAGUAUGUUUAAAAAUUAAAGACAAAUCGAUUUUUUUGAACUUUGUUUUAAAUGAAAAUUAUUUGCAUUUGUGUAUUAACUCUUUUCGCAUUAAAAUUAGAAUAUACUUUUAUACUCGUAACAUGCACGAAACCGUUAGGUUGACGUUGCUCAUAGUCGUUUUACAAUUAAAAAUAAAUUUUUAUAUAUAAUAAUUUAUUUCACUAAUCAAUAUAUACAAUUUAAUUUUAAGACUUACUAUUAAUAAUUCGGUUUGCAGUAAAUUAUAGAGAACAACCCUUAUCUAUCAAUGCUUCUACUUAAUACAUCAUGUUUAAUAUUAUUAUUAUUAUAUUAUAUAUAAUAAGUGUAAUGCACAUUCAUAUAUACAUUCAUCCAUGGUUAUAAAUAAAAUAUUAUAGAUACUUCAUGAAACGUAAUUUUAGGUGCAAGUAUCUAAGAAAUUAAAUUAUAUAACAUAGUUCUUUAUAUGCUAGUUAGUAUAAGCGUUUUAUAUGUCCAAUGUGUGUAGCGUUAAUUAGGAAUAAUUUAAAAUAAAUCAAAUGUUGGAUUAAAUUGUUUCGUUAAUCCACAAUUAUACACUAUGUUACAUUCCUAAAUGUAUUUGAAAUCAUAUGUACAACAAAUUGUUUUGAUGUUA